GUCGCGGAUAUUCCACUUCUGUCCCUUCCGCGAGCAGAGCGGCAGAGAGAGCGAGAGCGCCGUACUUCGGCUUUUGAACAGCCGUGAGCCCGCAACGCACUUCGGGCCAGCUUCGGCCGACGGCGUGCAGCAGCCCGCGCGGACCAACGGCACAACAUCGCCGCUACAACAACUUCAAUUUUAUUUUACGCGGACGAGGCGAACGGUGCGUAUUCUUCGCGCUGCGCUGCUGCUGAAAACGCGCCACACAAAAACACACCAGACAACUCUGCAUCUAAUUAUUACCGCUACACAGAAGGAACCCGCGUACCAGAGAAUCGCUAAUCGGCGACAACAGUUCAGCCCGUUGAGAUAUUGUUUUUUGUCAAUUGGCGGGUGCGCGAAAAAAAGGCGAAAUUUGUGCGAAAAUAAAAACCCCAUCCUGCGUGGCCAACGUGAGCGUGUGUGUGUGUAGUGAAAAAGAAUAUUAGCGUGCAAAAGAAAACCGCGUGUGUGCAAAGUGUUCGAAAAUAAAACCACACAAGGUAUUAAAACAAACCGAGGUGCAAAAGAAAGGUGAAUUUUCUCAGCGCAUGAAAAGAAUGUUGAAAAGUGCACACACAGCAACGAAACGAGGAUAAUAUUUGCAAAGUGCUAAGCGUAGACACAAGACACAGUGUGUGCGGUGGGCAACAGCGAGUAGAGUGAGCCGCUUCAACACAGCCAAACGCACACCAAAAGAGGGAAAGCAAAGCGGUGGGAAUAAUGCACCCGCGUUUAUCAUUAGCGCGGCUUUCUUCCCAUGUUCGGUGGUGGUCGUGGUGAUCGUCCUCUUGCUCACACUACUGCACGAUGGCUUCCAGUGUGUGGAGCGGUUAGGUGCGCUCGAUCGACACACUUGCGGCGUAUUCCGUGGUUUGACCCGCAACUGCCAACAGCCAGCAGCAACCGGCAAACCAGGCAAAGCACAAGCGAGGAGUAGAGUACUACCAAAUCACUGCCAACUUUGGCUCCAACGAUCGAACACCGUGUAGUGAACAGUGUCCCAGCGAUUCCCCGGUCUAGUUACGCGGCUUUACAAUUUGUGUGUGCGUGUCCUGCCCCCUUUGUAGUGCAGUGUGUAGUGGUGGUAGCGGCCGAUCAAACACAUCAAACCUUAGCCGCGCGCGUGUUAGUGAUUGAAAGCUCGCGAACUGUGGCCGGCGUUGAUCGCGCCUAUCUGUGAUUUGGCGGUACAGGCGGAAGGUUAUUACCCCGCUCGGCGCUAUUAGAAAACGGACGUACAAGACACACAUACGCACAAUUGCGAUCCACGCGUGGAUCGCAAACGCUCGAACAGCUCGAUUGGAUACAGUAUUAGUGCCGAAUACGUCAAACGAGCGCGUAUCUGACCUACAGCGAAGCGAAGCGUGUGUUGAUCUGCGAGUUCGCUGCUGAUAAGCGCUGUCCUUCACACUCCUUAAAAAAAGUGUUUCACUGUGUGUUGUGUGUGGGUGCAUGAGUGUGAUGAAUCGUGUUUAAAACCAUUCCAUUCCGUGCCGUCAGCAGUGGCAGCAGCAAACAACAACUAACCCAAGGCAAGCACAGGCUCCCCCCAAGCGCGCCUUUUGUUCAACCGUUCAACGCACAGUGUGCGGGUGCGUGCAAGUGUGUAAGCUUGUGUAAGCGUGUGUGUGUGUGUGUUUGCAAAAGUUUCGUUCUGAACCGGACCCGCUCGCCAGGCAAGGGGCGCGGUGGGUCAGCAACCGUGCGCAACGGUGGAGGUUACUAGCGCCACCGGUGGUAGCGUCCACGGGCACGAUAGUACCGGCUUCGUACUGGCCCGGAACCGCCAACCGCAUCUUCCUCCUUCCCCCCAUCACCAGCGGCCCCGGCAACGGCACCGGCUGCACGACCAGCUGCGGCAGCACACCGGCGCGACAACGACGGCGGCGGCAACGACGCCACCACCACCACCACCUCCAACGGCCACCACCACGACGACGGCGUUCGCCAGCAGCGCCUCCCCCUCCUCCUCUUCCACCUCACUGGCGACCGAAAGGUUAAUAACGUUCGGUAAAAUUAGGAGAUACCGGGAAACGAGUGCCGCCUCACCGUCAUCGAGGACGUCGCCAAGUGCACAAUCGCUUCUGAUGAUGAUGAUGGCCACAGCAACCAAGGGCAAACGCCCGCUCCGUCACCUCACGGCGACGGACAAGAUCGACGCCAUCCAGCGCAUCCACGACGGCGAGUCGAAGGCGUCGGUCGCCCGGGACAUUGGCGUGCCGGAGUCGACGCUGCGCGGCUGGUGCAAGAACGAGGAGAAGCUGCGCUACAUGUCCCGCCAGUCGGUCGAGAACGCGGAGAAGCUCAGCAACGAGGCGACCGCGGCCGCACUGACGGCGGCCGCCGCCGCCGAACUGUUCAGCGGACCGCCCGAGAAGCGCCUCAAGCUCGAGUCGGCCAUGUUCGGGGGCAACGGUAAGCUCAAGUACGACGACAGCUUCUACAAGGUGGCGGCUGCCGCCCGCGGCUCCCUCAACGGGCUCGACCUGUCCGGCGGAGGAGGAGGAGGAGGCGGCGGCGGAGCGGGCAGCGGCGUCGACAAGUCCGGGCCGCUCGGCGUGUCCGGCGGCGACAUCAUCAUGAACGGGCUGGCGGGCGCAUCGCCGGCCGACUUUAGCCAGUUCGCCAAGACGGCGGCCGAAAUGUCGGCGCUCAGCAAAUCGAAGGCGUACGGGGCGGAGCUGGGCAAGCACCAUCACCACGGGGGCGAUCCGUCCAAAGCCGACCACCAUCUGUCGAUGGCCGCCAUCAGCCCGCUGACCAGCCUGAGCCACCUGUCGGGCAUGUCGGGGCUGGGACAGAGCCCGCUCGCCCUCAGCUUCAACGACAUCGCCACCAACCUGAACCUGAUCGCGCAGCUCAACAACAACCACAGCCUGGCCACGAUGUCCAGCCUGGCCGGGGGGCUCAAUACGGCGGCGGCUGCGGCCGCCGCCGCCCAGUCCCUGCGCAACGUACGCCCGAAGGGCUCCGGCAGCUCGGCCGCCAAUAACAAUGGCGGCACGGGCGGAGGCAAUGGACGAGGCAGCAAUCUGCAGGACAGCAGUAACGGUGGAGGCGGCGGCGGCGGAGGCGGCACCGGUGGUUCGGCGAACGGGACGGGCAGCGGCGGCACGGACAAGUCGUCCGCGGGCGGCUCGACCGGCCCGUCGCUCACGGUGCGCAAUCUCGCCAAGCUGCAGCAGCAGAAAAGCUCGUCCGGCGAGCUCCUCGGUAACGGUAUGCUUCACCAACAGUCCCACCACCACGCUGCUGGGCUCUCGACACUGUCUGAGCAGUAUCGAAAAUCCAGCAACCACUCUAGCAAUCCCGCCACUAGCACACCCACUACAACCACUACCAAUGCUUCCGUAGGUCGCGACCCGAAUGCCGCCCCCGUCGACGAUGCGCUCUGGUACUGGCUCAAGUCGCAGCAGGCGAUGCUCGGGCUGAACAAUCUGUACACGGCGCUGCCGCGCGCCGCCAGCCACAGCCCGCCGACGCCGCCCCCGCCCCUAGGACUCAACAGCUCCGUGACGGCCGGGGCCGGAUCGCCGAACCAGACCGCGCUGCCGCCGACCGCGCACACGCCCCACACGCCACCGCCGCCGCUCGUCGGUCCGCCGCUCGUCAGCACGCCGCAACCGACGCCACCGUCGUCGGCCCCGUCGCUCACGCCCGAGGACACGAAGAACUCGUCCUGGUUCUGGCAGUGGUACAAAACGUUCGGCGCCUCGCUGAUGCCCGGCGGCGGUACGGGAGGUGGCACCGGCUCCAGCGCGGUGGUCCCCGACAGCAAGCAGGCGCUGCGCGAACAGCAGCAGCAGCAGGCGGCCCAGCAGGCCGCCAUCGCGGCCGCACUGCACCAUCACAACAACAACAACAACUCGCUCAGCCAGCAGAACCAAAACAGUGGCGCUUCCGGGCAGAAGGGCGGAGCGGCCUCAACGGCCGCCUCGCUGACCGCCGCCUACGAGAACAUCCUCUACUCGCAGCUGACCAAGGGCUCGAGCGCGGUCGACACGCUCAACAACAACCACCAUCACCAUCUGAACCACCAUCUCAGUGCGCACCUGAAGGACGAACCGAUGGAUCUGAACAUCAUGGGUGGGGCGGCGAACGAUGGUGACUCGAAGCCGGAGGACCUGUCGAACCAUCACGCCGGCAGCGGCAAGGCCGGCAAUGGGGACGAGCGGCGCUCGCGCUACCACCCGCAUCCCAACUCGCCCAGCCGGCCUUCGUCGGCCUCGUCGGUGGCGUCCUCAGCGAUGAGCGCUCACGGGUCGCGGGAGGGAGGUGGCGAGCGGUUGCUGCGACCGGUACGCACCUCCGAGGAGCGUGCGAACGACGACGAACUGGCCGCCGCACUCGACGAUGGUGAGGAGCGCGAGGCGAAAUCGUCCGUCACCGCGGUAGUGGAGGCCACCUCGACCGAUGCCUGCGGUGGUCUCAAUGGGGUAGAGGAGCACGACGAGGAGGAGAUGGAGGAGGAGGAGGACGACGAUGAAGAGCGAGCGGCACGCAUCGCUGACGGGCCGCGCGUGACCGCAGACGACGAACCCGACCAGGGGAAGGUGACACCGGCGCCAGAGGACGAGCGAAAGCGUGCCGGAUUGAAACGCCGCCGCUGCUCGUCGACCGACGCGAAGGAGGCGCUGGACAACAUCCUGUUCAGCGGCAACAGCAACGAUCGGUGCUCCACUACCAGCAGCGCGGCGCCAUCGCCCCCUCCACCGCUGCUUGCGAUGGUCGUGCGCGGAGGUUCCAUCAGCCCGACGACCGGCACAGCGCUCACGGAGCUGAACGGCGGCGGCGACGAACUGACCCGGCUGGAUGCGAAGGGCGAAGCAACAACCACCGGUGCGGAGGAUGCGAAGAGCGAAACGUCGGAAGACUCCAACCACGGGCAGCAGACGGUGGCCGUGGCGGACAUCCGCAACUCGGCCGAGGCGGUGGAACACGGUGAGAAGUUCCUAAAGUGGCUCGAAGCCUGCAGCGACCCCAACGUGACCGCCAUGCAGGUGAUGCAGUUCAAGUACCUGCUCAACAGCAUCAAGCUGAGUGCCGAGCGGCAGCUGCAAACAGCGACGGCCGGCAGUGCGUUGGCAGGGGCCGGUACCGAGGAGCGCACGCGUAUCCGCAAGCGCAAGUAAGGCGCGUCGCUUGCUGCCCGCGUCGUGUAUCGUUGUACAUAGUGAUGUAUGUCGGCGUACGGCCACGCUCAUCGGGUUUGCCGCAAACAACUAGACCCCAAAACUAGAACUAACUUAAGGCGACCUAUAUUAAGUAGUUGAAUUUUUUCAUUUCCAUACAUUCCCAAAUUGAUGAUAAAGCUCCUAAACUAUCGAGCGGGAGCGGGUUAACGUAUUGCAAUAUAUGUUUCUGUUGAUUCUGUUCGUUCGUCUGAAACAUUUGCCGCAAAACAUUCCAAAAUUGGAGGCAAUAUUUACUCUAAAUCGCCAUAGGAAACAAAUAGCAUGAAUUCCAAACCACCCCCCUCCUCCCCCUGAAUGUAUCUUCCAUUUUCUCUCCCCCUUUUUGGCUGAGUUAUCAUUAAGUUGUAGUUAAUCUGCUGCUCCCCCUACCCCCCCCCCCCCCCUCUUUCUCUCCCGUAUAUGUGUACCUAUUGUUAAUAAGUUUGUAAAUAGCGUUCGAGCGAUCGUGGGCAGGGUUAUUGAAGGAGUUUCAAUUUAAAGCAGAAAACAAACUGGCCAAAGCGAGCAUUUACGGAUAGUGGGUGGAUCGGCACACUUUGAAGAUAAUGAUACUGGGGUCGAGCUGGGACAGGAUUAAAGCGUAUCCCGUGCACCCUACCACCUGAAGCAAACUACGGUAUGAAAAAUCCAUCUAUUUGUUGCGCGGAUCCAUGAUGCCAAAUGUACAACUACUUAGAAAGCACACCUUAACUUAUGUAACUUAACGAAAUGCGGUAACGAUACAAAGGGUGGAAGGGACAACAGCUAUAGCUCCACACGCACACACAUACUCCACAUGCUCACGCAGCAAGCGCGAUAUGGAGGUACAAACGGCCGUAUUUCCCUCCGCUCUUGAGUUUAGACGCAAGAUCUCGUAGAGUAUAUGUUUGCGCUAUUUUCCCCCGCAAGGGAGAACUUGUCACGCACUGAAUGGAUGUUCUUAUGUGUGUUUUUUGCUCAAGAAUUAAUUAAAUCGUAAAACUAAACACAGCCAACAUAUUUCAAACUCUAAACGGUAGUAGCAGCGACAGAAAUAAAAAAAAAAAACAAACGCUCCACCCCUCUCUCUCUCGCUCUCUUUGCUGUGAUGAGGGGGAGUGUAGGUUACAAUGCAUCACAUAAUUGUAACGAGACGUAUGUGAGGCUCAUCUUCCUGACAGCCCACAUACACACACACACACACAAAACAGAUUCUUUACAUGAAAAUCUCUGCAAAGGCAAGCGGGGCAAGUAUUUCAUUUUAGGAAAUAUUGAAAAAAACAAAUUGUAAAAAAAAAUAAUUCAGACCGUUGACAGAGGGAGCAAAAACCGAAAACUGGGAGUCAAAAACAAUUCAAGCGCAAAAGAGGAUGAGAAGAAAAAAAUAUUAUAUAUAUACACAUACGAACAAACACACUCACCCAUACACAUCUAUAUUCUAUAUAUUUAGGUAAAAAAAAAGACGGAGAAAGCGAAAAUAGGGCGGACAAUUUAGGCAGCGCGACAAACAAAUGUCAUUGUGAUUUUUUGGACUAUUUCCUAGUAAACGAAAAAUUCCUCUAGCAGAAGAAAAAGCAGAAAGAUAGCAGCGCACGAAACGUAGGAAGCGAGCUCUGCGCCAAGAUGCUGUUAGCGGUGCGCGCGCGCGCACCACUUUAUUAGCGGUUAGUGGUGUUUUAGGAUAACAAUUGAUGGCAAAAGCAGAACAAAAACAAAAACGGAAAGCAAAGCGCAACGGGGCGCGAAUGAAGAAGAAUCUUUGCAAAAGACACAAAACAGAGCCACACACACACUGAUGAUAUUCCUAUGUAUAAACAAAACGUGAAGUAAUUGUAAAAUUUGAACUCUAUCACUAAAAAGAAAAUGUUGAACAUACAUAAAUGAAA
This is a messenger RNA of Anopheles coluzzii, 7063 nucleotides long. RefSeq names its product protein distal antenna-like. Gene Ontology annotation, molecular function: DNA binding. The transcript has 2 exons. The record is from RefSeq and is a predicted model, not a curated record. NCBI's taxonomy places the organism in Eukaryota, Metazoa, Arthropoda, Insecta, Diptera, Culicidae. Bases 2112 to 5156 code for a protein of 1014 amino acids.